Molecule: messenger RNA, 2100 nt
Organism: Cryptococcus wingfieldii CBS 7118
Lineage: Eukaryota; Fungi; Basidiomycota; Tremellomycetes; Tremellales; Cryptococcaceae
Product: AGC/NDR/NDR-UNCLASSIFIED protein kinase
Exons: 8
Coding region: 1-2100 (699 amino acids)
Biological process (GO): intracellular signal transduction; peptidyl-serine phosphorylation
Cellular component (GO): spindle pole body
Molecular function (GO): ATP binding; protein serine/threonine kinase activity
Source: RefSeq, a predicted model, not a curated record
AUGUUCUCCCGCGUGCUCAAGUCCACAAACUCGCAGCAGCAGCCCCCCCCGGCACCCCCCUCCCCCUCCAAGUCGUCCCGCUCGGGCCACUCCAAGUCCCAGUCCACCACCAACCCCCCCUCCCCCUCCAAGAUCCCCGUCCCCUCCACCCCCACCUCCCGCUCCUCAUUCCUCAACACAGGAUCCAAGGAGAACCGCGACUCGGUCCCACCCUCCCCCUCCCAGGCCAACAACGAGCGAUCCAACUACCUCUCCUUCUUGUUUGCUCAGAGUCAGGCUGGCACCCCCUCAACACCGGUCAAGGUCAACAAGACUGCUCCUGCUCCUGCCGCACCCAACCCUGGACAAUCACACCAUGGGCAAGCUGUUGCUGCGCAGCGAGAAGAGAGACACUCUGCUUACCAGCAGCGAGAGUCGGACGACAUCCACAUGAUGACCAUGAAGAACACUGUCAACCCCGCCGUGCUCAAGCAGCUCGCCAGCACCCCUCAGAGCUCGCAAACAUCCUCCCCCGCCUCUAUGGGUCCUCCUGCGCCUGUCCAAAAGCCCUACGCUCCUACCAACGCUUACGCGGGCCAGCGAGGCGGUGCAUACCAGGCCGAUGACGUACAGAUGAAGACUGCGAGGCACGAUACGCGACAUGAAAAGGAGAGGGGUCUGCAGCUGUGGGAGAGGGAGCUGUUGGAGACACCUGACGUGCGGAGAAAGGCUACUGUCGCUCAAAUCUACUUUCUGGAUUAUUACUUCGACCUUCUUGGCUACAUUGCCAACCGAAAGAAGCGACUCGAUACAUUCAAGGCUGAUACCACCUCUCGUCAGAUCACCAACGAGGCGUACGCCAAGGAGCUCUCUUCCUACAAUGGACGAGAGCGUGUGCUGCUCCGGAAGCGACGCACGAAGCUCAGGAUCGACCAGUUCAGGAUCAUUGCCCAAGUCGGUCAAGGCGGUUACGGCUCCGUCUACCUUGCCCGCAAAGCCGAUACUGGCGAGAUUUGUGCCCUCAAAAAGAUGCGAAAGGGUACUUUGGCCAAAAUGGACGAAGUCAAGCACGUGUUGGUGGAAAGAGAUAUCUUGACAGCUGUAAAGACCCCCUGGUUGGUCAACCUGCUAUAUGCCUUCCAAGACAAGGAGCAUGUGUACCUCGCUAUGGAAUACGUGCCCGGCGGUGACUUCCGGACCCUUCUCAACAACUCCGGUGUCUUGAAGGAGGAGCAUGCUCGAUUCUAUGCGGCUGAAAUGUUUAUCUGCGUGAAUGAGCUUCACAAACUUGGUUACAUCCAUCGCGACCUCAAACCCGAGAACUUUUUGGUAGACGGCACUGGCCACGUCAAGCUCACCGACUUUGGUCUUGCCACCGGUUCAUUGAAUCCCCAGAAGAUCGAAGACAUGAAGCAGAAGCUGGACCAGGUCAAGGACGAGAACCUUGUGUUCAGAAGCACUCUUGAGCGAAGGACAAUCUACAGGAGCAUCAGGGCCACUGAGCCUCGAUACGCCGACUCGGUCGUAGGAUCCCCCGACUACAUGCCUCCUGAGGUUCUUCGCGGCAAGACCUACACGUACUCUGCCGACUACUGGUCUCUGGGUUGUAUUCUGUUCGAGUUCCUCUGUGGCUUCCCUCCUUUCUCUGGCUCUACUCCCGAAGAGACUUGGGCAAACUUGAAGAACUGGACUCGGGUCCUCCGCCGACCAGUGUACGACCGACCCGAAGACCUCACAUUCAACCUCACAGACGUCGCUUGGGAUGCCGUCACCAGGCUCAUCGCCCAUCCCAAGGACCGAAUCGCCUCUCUCCAGGACAUUCAGUCCCUCCCCUUCUUCUCUGCCUUGCCUUUCAGCAGCCUUCGACAGAUCGAGGCACCCUUCGUGCCUGUCCUCGACGGUGAGACCGAUGUGGGUUACUUUGACAGUUUCUCCAGCCCGGAGGAUAUGGCCAAGUAUGCCGAGGUGUUCAAGAAGCAGAAGGACGUCGAGGCGGUCGAAGAGAGGGGUAUUGGAAACCGAAACAACUGGGUUGGAUUCACUUUUGGCAAGAACGCCAACGUCGCCCCCGCCCCCAGAGGUAUCAAGCCCGAAGGAGAGGCUCUCCAAACCAUCUUUUAG